AGUAAACAAAACAAACCAAGCAGUUGCAAAUGUUUACUUCGGCUCUGCAAUUUAUAAUUAACGCCUUUUCCACCGACGGUUUGGAGGGGGUAAGUAAAUUGUCCUGAUUUGUUUUCUUUGAAUUUGAACCAAAAAAAUAUAUAAGCAAGUAAAAUAAAAGUACAAGCUUGUACCGACCUGUGUUAGGCUGGGCUGUGAGUUUAUAUUGACCAAAAAUUUAGCUUUCUAUUACACCUGUAAGCUAACUAUAUUAUGAACUCGUACAGUGUUUGUAUUUAUAGCUUAAUUUAAAUCGCCGUCCAAAAAAGUAAUAAUCACUGCAUGUACGUGAUAGUGUGUUUAAAUUCGUUCUUCAUUAGAGAAACUUUGUACACUCAGGUCCACCCCUGCAUUUAGUUUUAAAUGUAUAAAUACGCACUUGUCGCCUCCAAGUGGAAAGUCCCGCACCCUCCUGGACUUAGAUUAGACCAGGCUUGCCUUCUAAAUGAAGCAAAUUCCUUGCUAUGCGAAGCAAUUUCGUACAUCAAAACGCCACUUUUUUUCCCAGUCCCAGGGGCAAUACAGUCUUCAAAAAUCACAAAUGUAUUUAAUGUUGACCAAAAUUAAAAUAUUUCAAGGAUUUUUGCAUCGAAUUGAAUUUUUACAAAUAUUAGCAUCAACAAUGCUGUCCAUUUCUCACACAGCCAAAACAUAUUAUUAUAUUUGGAAAACACUUUACAAUAUUAUUAUUGUUAAGUUAAACCUUGACUCAUAGAAUUGGUAUUCCAAACUUCAUAACCUCUCCAACCAAGUGAUUAUGUUUACAUGAGCCCUCCAGCUUAUACUCCCACGCAGAACAAUGUUCCAGUUAUUUUCUAUUAGAAGCAAGAAUAUAAUGCUUCUUAUCCCGUACCAUAUUUUAUUCAAGAUGGUGUCAAAGGCUAAUCCCUGUGUAAACCCUGCUAAUGGUUCCCUGCUGGCUGAUACUGGCAUCUAGUACUGUCCAAAACCCUGCAUACAGUGGCAAAAGUGACAGUCUAAAACUGCUGGAAUCGCCCGCUAAUGCCUAUCAUUCCGUGGGUAUGGGGGUGAGGAGCAAGGAGACUCAAUCAUAGACUACUUUAUGUUUAUUUGGUAAAUCAAUGUGCUUAUAUUCAUGAUCGAAGCGAUUAUACAUGAUUAGAUAAGCUAUUACAAGAGGAUAUACGUGGUUUCCUUUCUGGAACCCUAAGCACAUGCAUUGUUACACCCUAUUUAGUUACGCAAAUCCUGUGCAGCUAGAUACGAGAAAUCAACACAUCCUACACAAAUCCUAUCUGGUAAAAGGGUGUAAUUUCCACAUUAUAGGAACAUCCUAUUUUGUAGCUUUGCACAAAACACAUACUUGCACGCUUGCUUUAGCAGCAGUACAAUCAUAUUUCCGGAUUGUAACAACAGCUGUUUAUCAACUUAGAACUAACAUGUCACUAUUAGAUGAACCAAGUGUCACACUUAUUUUAACUUUACUACAGCACUAAUAAAGAAUCUUUAAACUAAUUUCAGCAUUUCAGCCUAUGACGUUAAACUUAAGAGAUGCCUGCAUAUGAAAAGACUGCCAUGAUCGAUGAUCUCACAGUUGAUGACAAGGCGAAAGAUGAAGAAGGAAUCUCACAAAGUAAGCCAUCAAUGAAAGAUCUGAAUGCUCUGGUGAAAGAUGUAGUUUCACGUAGCUCCUGGUGGGAUCUUUAUGGCAUUGACCUAGCCAUCAUGUGUAUCAACUUUGCACUGCUGCCAAUCAGCUUACUACUUUUGGGAUCUGCCAAUGUUCCUGUGUUUGUUGGUGGUUAUCUUCUGUUAGCCUACAUUAACGCCACCUUUACUGUAAAGUUGGCUCAUGCAGUUAUUCACAAUGCACUCGCUGGCUCAUCGCAUUUCUGGAAUGGCCUUCUGUCCAUAUUCUUUAUCGAGAUCUGGGGAGGUUUUACGGUAGAAGGCUCUUAUGAAGCUCACAUCCAGUUUCAUCAUCCUUACACCAAUGUAAUAGGCCUUGGUGACUCAAGUUCAUGGCGAGUACCUUCCUUGGGCUGCGAUACAUACCUAUUUAUUGCACCUCUUUUCCUACACUUGCUUUACCCUCUAGUUGGCCUCAAAUUGCUUGCUGGGCGUUGGUGGUCCAAAGCCCGAUACCUGUGUCUAACAUUCGUAGGCUACAUGAUGCAUUUCUGUUUGUUGCACUACAUUGCUGGUCUGUCCAUACCAGGUGCUAUCUUGUGCUACUUUACUAUGCGUUCAGUAUUUUCCAUUCCUUACAUCCAUGUUAAUAUAUUCCAGCACAUUGGCUUACCAAUGUAUGAUGUUAAAAAGCGUCCAAAGCGACUGUACCAGAUGGCUUCAUCGGCCCUUAAUCUCCCUCGAAAUCUUCUCCUUGAUUUCUCCUUUGGUCACUCAAUAAUCAGCUGUCAUGUGGAGCAUCAUCUAUUUCCGCGACUGUCUGAUAACAUGUGCCUAAAGAUCAAACCUGUGGUAUCCACCUACCUUAAGAGCAAUGGCCUUCCAUACCAUGAGGCCCCCUAUCUCAGUCUACUGUGGAAAUUUUACAACAAUUAUGAUGAACUUAUGGUCAAAGCACCACCAAUCACGGAGUUGAUUGGUAUACAGUAAAGAGAUAGCCGGCGUUGCAGACUUAAAUCAACUUUGGUUAGUAACAUCUUCCAAGCAGCGCCAAGAUCCUUGUCCCUGCAGCCCCUAUUGGGCUCAAGAAUCCUGAUUGGCAAAUUGGUAAUGUCUCUUAUAACAGGGCCAGUCAUGGCUCCUACUCAAAUUCUGGUAGACAGCUGGGAGCCCAGAACAAGGAUUUCAGCACUGUUUUGCAGAUGGACUUAACCAGAGUUUAGUUUUGUCUGUUAGAGCCCUUAUCACUUUUGCAGCUGUGAAGAGCAUUAGCUAAAAAGUUGCUUGUAACGAUGCAUUGACUGUGUAAAUGGUGUCUUGGGAAAAAAUAAAAUCGACUCCCAACAAUUCGAAUCUUCAAGGGAAGUAGAAAAAAGUUCGCGUUUUUGGGAGUUUGAGUUAUCGAGGGUAAAAUAAUAUAGAAAAUGAUCUAAGGGGAAAUGAAAAUUGCUUCGAGUUAGCAGGAGGUUGGAGUUAUGGAGGGUUCAAGUUACCGGGAGUCAACUGUACUUCUGUUAGCUGGGAUUCAGGGGUAGAGUUCUUUGUUUUACUUGAGAAAUGUCACUAAGUCUCGUUUAUACACAACUGCAAUUUUUUUGAACGGCUUUAAAGUCUCUGAUAUAGAUCAACUCAUUCUUGCACUAGAAUUUAAAUCUGGGGUUAUUUUGGUCUAAAAACCUGGAAGUAAAGUUAAGCCGUGUCUUUAUCAGAUAUAAAGACACUCAUAAAACAUUACUUUCUUUUGGUUUUUUAUGAAUUAUUUAUGAGUUUUUGAAGUAUUCAGGUAUGUUUCACCAGCUAUUAAGCAUCUGAAAAAAUUGUCAUUCUUCAAAAGAUUUCACAAAAAUAAUUAUCAUCGUAGUGAAGUUUAUUGUAUUUUUGUUCUUGUGUCUUCCAAUAAAUUUCAUAAUAUUUAAUAAAGUUAUUUAACUUCUAAAUGAAUGCCACAUUUGUUUUGGAUCUGGAGUAAUAAUAUUCCUGAUAUGGACUGAUAUGUAGUUUUAAAAUUACAUGUAACAUCUGUACACUGAAACUAAAUCAGUUUAAAUUGAUUAUUGUUUAUCUGACAGGAAAAUAUUCUUUAAAAGACAUAUGUAACUAAUAGUUACUAAAAGUUUUUCAAGGAAGAAGGGCAGUGUUUGUGGCCCAGCAGUAGUGGCAAUAUACAGUUAUUAAAAUGAUGCAGUUUGUUGGGCACUUGUAAGCUGGAUUUUUGUCUUUACUGUAACAGAGGGAUUAAGAUGACCCUCACGUCAGAUACUGAUAUCUACGUUCAAACAGCAUUUUACUAUAACUGGCACCAUUUUACUCUACUCUACCAUGGCGGGAGAGCAUUUGAGAUUAUUAUUACUAAUAAUAUCUUAACUUCAGGUAUUUUAGUUUUAACACAACUUUGCUGCUCACUCAGAACACUUCUUAGUCAUUUAACUUCUGUAAGCCAC
This is a messenger RNA of Porites lobata, 4070 nucleotides long. The record is from the annotation of a GenBank genome assembly. Lineage: Eukaryota; Metazoa; Cnidaria; Anthozoa; Scleractinia; Poritidae.